Molecule: messenger RNA, 1176 nt
Organism: Asparagus officinalis (garden asparagus)
Lineage: Eukaryota; Viridiplantae; Streptophyta; Magnoliopsida; Asparagales; Asparagaceae
Exons: 1
Coding region: 1-1176 (391 amino acids)
Source: RefSeq, a predicted model, not a curated record
AUGGGUCAAGUGUAUUUUGGAGGAGUAAACUAUAAUGUCCGACAGAAAAUACUCGAUCUGCUGCAUUUUGCUGUAGGUGAACCGCCAGUGAGGUACGUUGGAAUUCCUCUCACUUCAAAAACUUUGUCCUCUCAAGAUUGUGCAACACUUAUUGAGAGAAUGACCAACAAAGUUAACUGUUGGACAUCCAAAAUGCUAUCUUUUGCUGGUAGACUUCAGUUGAUUAGGUCUAUUCUAUAUGGAAUGCAGAAUUUUUGGUGUAAUAUCUUUAUUCUGCGUAAAAAAGUCAUUAAGAAUGCUGAGCAAAUCCGCAGAGAUUAUCUAUGCUCAAGUAUGUUAUAUAAUCACAGAAAAGCUAAGGUUUCUUGGACUAAAGUCUACUCUCCUAAAUGCUCUAGUGAAUUAGGCUUGUACUCUAUAGGAUUGCUUAAUAAUGCACUCAUGUUAAAGCAUAUGUGGGCCAUCACUCUGCAGUGUGAUACUAUGUGGGUAAGGUGGAUUCAUGCCUAUUACCUCAAAAAAAGUGACUUCUGGUCCAUUCAACCUAAGCCUCACUUCUCAUGGCAGUUGAGAAAAUUGCUCAAAUUAAGAGAUGAAGCUUUAAAGUGUAUUGAUAUUGAUGAUUCGGGGUGCAGAUGGCACAAGCCAGCUUUUAGUGUCUCAAGUGCAUACAAACUUCUUGCUACAACUGGUGACAAAAAGAAUUGGACUAGAUUGGUGUCGUCCUCUUAUACAGUCCCCAAGCAUGCAUUUAUAUUUUGGAUUGCAUGUUUAGAUAGGCUGCCUACAAAGUACAAAAUGAAGAGGUUUGGUAUUAUUGAUGAGAAAACUUGUCCACUUUGCUGUAAUCAAAUUGAAACGAAGAACCGCCUCUUUUUUGAGUGUGCUUACAGUUUACGAGUUUGGAAAACUGUCAUGAGAUUCAUUCAAUUACCAGAUGCCUCCUGUAGAUUGAAUGAUAUCAUUGAAUGGAUGGAGAAGGUUAUGAGAGGAAAAUCUGCAGUUCACAGCAUUCAGAAAGCUUCGGUUGCAGCUUGCAUGUAUCAUUUGUGGAUAUCUAGGAAUAAAAAUGUUCUAAGCGUAAGUUCAUCUCAAUGGAGCAAUGCUUGCAGGAGAUCAUUUUGCGAUCGAAGUUCUUUGCAGCAGAGUAGUGCAUUUGAAGGAGACAAAGGCUAA